Messenger RNA from Spea bombifrons (plains spadefoot toad), 2991 nucleotides. RefSeq names its product ArfGAP with coiled-coil, ankyrin repeat and PH domains 3 (gene ACAP3). Bases 308 to 2923 code for a protein of 871 amino acids. Lineage: Eukaryota; Metazoa; Chordata; Amphibia; Anura; Pelobatidae. The record is from RefSeq and is a predicted model, not a curated record. Gene Ontology annotation, cellular component: cytoplasm. Gene Ontology annotation, molecular function: GTPase activator activity; protein binding. The transcript has 26 exons.
GAUCGCGGGCUCCGGCGUACAGCAUUGGGAUUACCCGCUGGACCGAGCCAGUGCCGGGAGUCAGCAGCAGCUGGCUGGAUUCGUUAAAACUCUGAGCUUUUCCCUAUGCAAGCCUCCCAUCAGCCUGCAUCCAUCCUCUGGAUCCCGGUACCCGGUGCAUCCCGGUGAUCCCCCUGCUCUGCGCAACUACACGCAUUGCUGGAUUCGGGGUAUCGCAAGGGCAUCCCGCGUCUACUUGGUACCUGCAAGGAAAGGGCUGGGGGGCAUUUUACCGACUGCAAUGCACUGAGGACCGGGAGCUGCAAACAUGACUGUGGAUUUUGAAGAAUGCAUCAAGGAUUCUCCCCGGUUUCGGGCAGCUAUAGAUGAUGUAGAAACAGAUGUGGUGGAAAUCGAAGCCAAACUGGACAAGUUGGUUAAACUAUGCAGUGGCAUGCUGGAAGCUGGCAAAACCUACCUUACCACAAACAAGCACUUUGUAAGUGGCAUUCGAGAUUUAUCGCAACAAUGUAAGAAGGAUGAGAUGAUCUCGGAAUGUCUUGACAAAUUUGGGGACAGUCUUCAGGAAAUGCUGAACUACCACACGAUCCUUUUUGACCAAGCGCAGCGGUCGGUGCGGCAGCAGUUGCAUAACUUUGUCAAAGAUGACGUGAGAAAGUUCAAAGAAUCCAAGAAGCAGUUUGACAAAGUGAGAGAAGACCUGGACAUCGCACUGGUGAAAAAUGCCCAGGCUCCCCGCCACAAACCACAUGAAGUAGAAGAAGCAACGGGUACUCUGACCAUUACAAGGAAGUGCUUCCGGCACCUGGCACUGGACUACGUAUUGCAGAUCAACGUAUUGCAAGCCAAAAAGAAGUUUGAAAUUCUGGAUGCAAUGCUGUCAUUCAUGCAUGCCCAGUAUACCUUCUUCCAGCAAGGAUAUAGCCUUUUAAAUGAGCUGAAUCCCUAUAUGAAGAAACUAGCCUCAGAGUUGGACCAACUGGUGAUCGACUCGGCGGUAGAAAAACGAGAGAUGGAGCACAAACAUGCAACUAUCCAGCAAAGGACUCUUCUUCAGGACUUCUCCUAUGAUGACACAAAGGCAGAAUUUAAUGUCGAUGCCCCUAAUGGGGUUGUUAUGGAAGGAUAUCUCUUCAAAAGGGCCAGCAACGCAUUCAAAACAUGGAAUCGGAGGUGGUUCUCCAUCCAGAACAGCCAGCUCGUUUACCAGAAAAAAUUAAAAGACGUUCUGACUGUGGUCGUCGAGGAUCUGAGACUGUGUACCGUGAAACCCUGUGAAGAUAUAGAAAGGAGAUUUUGCUUUGAGGUUGUCUCGCCCUCCAAGAGCUGCAUGCUUCAGGCCGACUCAGAGAAACUUCGACAAGCCUGGAUCCAAGCCGUGCAAGCCAGCAUCGCCUCUGCCUACAGGGAGACGCCAGAUAACCAUUACAUAGAGAGGCUUGACAGAACAGCUUCUCCCUCCACGAGUAGCAUAGACUCAGCCAGCGAUUCGCGGGAACGCAGCGUGAAAGGGGAGACUAUCUUGCAACGGGUGCAGAGCAUUGCCGGCAAUGACCAGUGCUGUGACUGCGGGCAAACCGAUCCUCGAUGGGCCAGCAUCAAUUUAGGAAUCACCCUUUGCAUUGAAUGUUCAGGAAUUCACAGGAGUCUGGGCGUUCAUUGCUCGAAAGUCCGCUCCCUCACUUUGGAUUCCUGGGAGCCAGAAUUGUUGAAGCUGAUGUGUGAGCUGGGAAACAGUACCAUCAACCAGAUCUACGAGGCAGAAUGCGAGCACUUAGGCUUAAAGAAGCCGACGUCGGGGUGCUCUCGACAGGAAAAGGAGGUGUGGAUAAAAGCAAAAUACGUGGAGAAGAAGUUCUUGAAGCGGCUGGGGAGCGUUGAGGUUGAAAAUAUAAGGAAACCUCAGAGGUGGAGUGUGAAAAAAUGUCAGCGGAACAACAGCACCACCAAAGUGCCCUCUGCCCGCCGGAAAUACCGACACGAAGGAGGGAACGCAUCUCCGGCCAUGCUGUCCUCAGCUGCCACGCUUGAACGCAAAUUUCGUCGGGAUUCCUUGUUUUGUCCAGACGAGUUAGACUCCCUAUUCUCCUACUUCGAUACAGGAGCUGGGCCACGCAGUGGCAACCAGGUUCAUGCGCAGCAUCCCCUGCCAGCUGCUCCAUGGACUGGCAGUGGCGCUGAGCCCGGUGGGAGCGCUAUGACGUUCCUUCCGGAUGGAGGUCUGAGCAGUGACAGCGGACUGGGGGGCAGCACAGACGGUAGCAGUGACAUCCUAGUCUUUGGCUCCGUAGUGGACAGCGUCACGGAGGAAGAAUGUGAGAUUUCUGAAGAUUCCAGCGGGGAGGCAGAGACGGAACAAGAACCCUCUGAUCCAGAAGAUCUUCGAGAGCUGCACCCGGGCUUGUUGUUGUAUAAAGCAUCGCGUGCAAGAAACGUGCCCAUUAUGGCGGAAGCCUUUGCUAACGGCGCAAAUGUCAACUGGGUAAAUGAUGAGGACGAAAGCAAAACGCCGCUCAUCCAGGCUGUAAUAGGGGGAUCGCUUAUAGCCUGUGAGUUCUUGCUGCAGAACGGAGCAGACGUCAACCAAAUUGACAUGAGAGGGCGAGCGCCAAUUCAUCACGCCACAUAUCUGGGACACACUGGCCAGGUCUGUCUGUUCCUGAAACGAGGGGCAAAUCAGCAUGCCGUGGAUGAAGAUGGACAAGACCCUCUCAGUAUCUCGGUGCAGGCUGCUAAUGCGGACAUUGUUACUUUGUUACGACUGGCUCGGAUGAACGAGGAGAUGAGGGAAGCAGAAGGUCCUUUCGGGCAACCAGGUGACACCACAUAUUUGGACAUUUUCCGUGAAUUCUCCCACAUGGCCUCCAACAACCCCGAGAAGCUAAGCCGGAGGAGUGUCCACUUCAGUCAUUCUUGCAGAUAGUGAAGACCGAGAACUUUUUCUAAACCCACAGGAACAUUCUUGCUUUGAGCGACACGGUUCUGCCGUCC